AUGACGCAGUGGAUAAGAGGAAGCGACUCAGCUGCCCGACACCCCGCUCGCGACACCUUGGUGGCGUACUGGCGGCAGGCUGGACUCAGCUACAUCCGGUUCUCCCAGAUCUGUGCAAAAGCAGUGAGGGAUGCCCUGAAGACUGAGUUCAAAGCAAAUGCUGAGAAGACUUCUGGCAGCAGCGUAAAGAUCGUGAAAGUGAAGAAGGAGCAGCCGGCCCUGACUGAAGCAUGAACUGCUGAAUCGUCAAGGUGAAGACAUGUGGGUACCUAUUAUAGCAGAUUGAAAUCAACCUCACCUCCUGGGGACAAAACUACCCUUGUUGAUAAAUUGACUAUGCCAAUAAAUUAACAUGGUUU
Peromyscus maniculatus bairdii (prairie deer mouse) is the source of this 359-nucleotide messenger RNA. Lineage: Eukaryota; Metazoa; Chordata; Mammalia; Rodentia; Cricetidae. The record is from RefSeq and is a predicted model, not a curated record.